Molecule: messenger RNA, 1371 nt
Organism: Colletotrichum graminicola M1.001
Lineage: Eukaryota; Fungi; Ascomycota; Sordariomycetes; Glomerellales; Glomerellaceae
Product: seryl-tRNA synthetase
Exons: 10
Coding region: 1-1371 (456 amino acids)
Biological process (GO): seryl-tRNA aminoacylation
Cellular component (GO): cytosol
Molecular function (GO): serine-tRNA ligase activity; ATP binding; tRNA binding
Source: RefSeq, a predicted model, not a curated record
AUGCUCGACCUUCAAGACUUCAUCAAGGAGCGCGGCGGCGACCCGGACAAGAUCCGCGAGUCCCAGCGCCGUCGUCAUGCGCCCGUCGAGAUUGUCGACGAGGUAAUCGCUCUGUGGGAUGACCACCGCAAGACCCAGUACGCGGCGACGCAGUUCGGCAGCGAAAUCAACGCCGUGCAAAAGGAGAUCGGCAUGAAGAAGAAGAACAAGGAGAAUGCCGACGACUUGCUGAAGAAGAAGGAGGACCUGCAGAAGCAGAAGAAGGACAAGGAGGAUGAAGCGGCUGCGAAGCUCGUUGCGCUCAACGCAAAGGCCAAGAGCAUUGGUAAUUACGUCCACGAUUCCGUCCCUGUCAGCGAUAACGAGGACAACAACGUCACGGAGCGCAAGUGGGAGCCCGAGGCUGGUCUUGGGGCCAAGACAGAGCAGACGCUUUCCCACCAUCAGGUGGUCACCCGCCUGGCGGGCUACGACUCUGAGCGUGCAAUCAAGCUUGUCGGUCACAGAGGUUACUGCCUGACCGGAUACGGACUGUUUCUCAACCAGGCGCUCAUCAACUAUGGUCUCGAGUUCCUCUUCAACAAGGGCUACACGCCCAACCAGCCCCCCUUCUUCAUGAACCGCAACCAGAUGGCCAAGACUGCCCAGCUUGAGCAGUUUGACGAGGAGCUGUACAAGGUGACAGGUGACGGCGAGGAGAAGUAUCUCAUUGCCACUUCCGAGCAGCCCCUGUCCGCCCUGCACAGUGAGGAGUGGCUUCAGGCUAGUCAGCUACCCAUCAAGUACGCCGGUUAUAGCACAUGCUUCCGCAAGGAGGCUGGCAAGCACGGCAAGGAGGCCUGGGGUCUAUUCCGUGUGCACCAGUUCGAGAAGAUCGAGCAAUUCGUCUUCUGCAAAGCCGAGGAGAGCUGGAAGCACUUUGACGAGAUGAUUGCUGCCUCCGAAGAGUUCUACAAGAGCCUGGGUUUGCCCUACCGGGUCGUCUCCAUUGUCUCUGGAGCUCUGAACAACGCCGCCGCCAAGAAGUACGACUUGGAGGCGUGGUUCCCCUUUCAGCAGGAGUACAAGGAGCUGGUCUCUUGCUCCAACUGCACGGACUACCAGACCCGCGAGCUCGAAGUUCGCUACGGUGUGAAGAAGGCCAAGGAAGCCCCUGGUGCUGGACGCAAGGACUACGUACACGCCCUCAACGCCACCCUCUGCGCCACUGAGCGUACCCUCUGCUGCAUUAUGGAAAACUACCAGACCCCCGACGGCCUCAAGGUCCCCGAGGUGCUGCGCAAGUACAUCCCCGGCCAGCCCGAGUUCCUGCCCUAUGUCGCCGAGCUGCCCAAGGAGAUCACCGUUGUCGCCGGUCAGAAGAAGAAAUAG